ACAGUGGUUACUACACUAAUAAUUCUGUGUUUCAUGUUAAUCUGUAAUAAAAAUUACAAUAAAAUGCUAACUUACCUGGAUCCAAAUCGUAGCAUGAUAUAAUUAUUAUUGCGUUUAUAGGAGUAAAGCAUCUUCGUUCACGUUUUUCUGACGUUUUACAUGUUUUAGGUUUUAGGUUAUGUUUCUUGAAGAUUUGGAAGAAAAUAUUGAUUUAUUGUAAUAUUUCCAACGUUACCUUACGGUAAUUAUGGAUGAUAUACUUAAAGAUAAUCGUUUUGUAAAAUAUCUAAACGAUCCACGUUACAGACAAAUACCUAAACAUGAAAGGAAGGUUAAAAUCGACAAACGAUUUCAGUCUAUGUUCAAUGAUUCUAAGUUUAAAGUGAAAUAUACUGUGGAUAAGAGAGGCAGACCUGUAAAUGAGACUUCCACAGAAAAUUUGAGGAAAUACUAUGAGUUGGAAGAGUCAGACGGGAGUUCCGAUUCUGAGGAUGAGGAAGUCGAGGACAAAAGUGGUGCGGAGUCUCAAAAGGACGAAGCUAGCCCUGGUAGAUUCGUGAAACGGCCACAGAGUGACGAAGAGCAGAAUGACGAUGCUGGACCCGAGUUUAAGAAUGAUAAAUUAACGCGAGGCAAACUAAAUGCGAAAACGAAAGAUAGGCUGUUGGAUCUAGACAUUGAUUAUGCUCGAGGAGAAGGUGUCCUUUUAACCGACAGCUCUUCAGAUGAGGAAAGCAGUGAAGAAGAGGGGGAGAGUGAAGUAGAACAUGAGUGGGGGGAGCUGGAUGCAGAGGCGGAAACCACUGAGGAAUCAACUAGAAGAAUAGCAAUUUGCAACAUGGACUGGGACAACAUAAAGGCAGCAGACAUCAUGGUUCUUCUCAGUUCUUUCCUACCUCCAGGAGGCAUCAUAUAUAAAAUAACAAUAUAUCCGUCCGAGUAUGGUCUAAAACGCAUGCAAGAGGAAGAAGUUCGAGGUCCUAUUGAACUCACUGAGCAACGCGAGGUGGACAGCGGCUUGUCUGACGACGGCGGAAAUGAAGAAGGAUCAACAUACCACAUGGAGAAACUGCGCCGCUACCAGCUGAACCGCCUAAAGUACUACUACGCGGUAGUGGAGUGCGACUCAGUGGCCACCGCCGACAAGCUCUACAGCGAGUGCGACGGCAUGGAGUACGAGAGCAGCGCCACGCGGCUCGACAUGCGGUUCAUUCCCGACGACGUCACUUUUGACCAGGAACCUCGAGAAAGUUGCUCCCAACUGCCGGACAUGUCGAAGUACAAACCUCGGCUGUUCACCACGACAGCACUGCAGCAGGCUAAGGUGGAGUUAACGUGGGACGCGACUGCGCCGGCGCGGGCGGAGGCGCUGCGGGCCGCCGUCACGGGCAACGUCGACGAGGACUGCCUCCGGGACUACCUGGCUUCCAAUAGCGAAGACGAAGACUCGGAUACGCCAGAAGGCGAGAAACAAGCCGACUCGCAAUCGGACGACGACGAGGACCCGAUCCAGAAGUACAAGAAGCUUCUAGAAGAGAUCGACAAGAAGGAAGAGAGCAAGAAGAACAAGGACAUGGAGAUGGAGAUCACGUGGGGGCUCGGGGUCAAGGACAAGGCCGAGCAGCUUGUCAAGAAGAAGAUUAAUCAAGAUGACAAAAAUCUCACACCCUUCGAGAAACUAAUGAACAAGAAGAAAGAGAAGGCUAAACAGAAAAAGCUAAACAAACAGAAAGCGCAGCAAGAUAAGGAACAUUCAUCAGAAGCAGAAUCUGACGAUAUCCCCUCUGACGUUGACAUAAACGACCCCUACUUCGCCGAAGAAUUCAACAAGCCAGAGUUUAAAAACAAGAAAUCUAAGAAAAAACAAGAGACAGAAACUGAACCUAAUGCGGAAGACGAAAAACAGAAACAAGAAUUAGAACUGCUACUAGACGAUGAUGAUGAUGGCAAAGUACAUUUCAGUCUCAAGAAGAUCCAAGAAGCAGAAAGCACAAAGAAGUCCAAGCGGAAAAAGAAGUUAAAACAAAAGAUGUUAGAACAGAAGCAAGCACUACCAGAUUUCGAGAUAAAUUUGAACGAUCAGAGGUUCUCUGCGCUUUAUAAUUCACAUCAUUUCAAUAUUGACCCGACGGAUCCUAACUUUAAGAAAACGAAGAAUAUGGAGAAGCUUAUUCAGGAGAAGUUGAAGAGAAGACCAGCGGAUAAUCCGGCGGAGGAGGUGCAGCCUAAGAAGUCUAAGGAAGAUGCUGAGUUGAGCUUGCUCGUUAAGAAUAUUAAACGCAAAACUAGAGAUGUGCUGAAGAAGUAAAUGGUAUACUAUAAUAAUUCAA
Leguminivora glycinivorella is the source of this 2330-nucleotide messenger RNA. RefSeq names its product ESF1 homolog. Gene Ontology annotation, cellular component: nucleus. The record is from RefSeq and is a predicted model, not a curated record. The coding region runs from base 248 to 2308 and encodes 686 amino acids. Gene Ontology annotation, biological process: rRNA processing. The transcript has 9 exons. Gene Ontology annotation, molecular function: RNA binding. Lineage: Eukaryota; Metazoa; Arthropoda; Insecta; Lepidoptera; Tortricidae.